This is a messenger RNA of Cercocebus atys (sooty mangabey), 2809 nucleotides long. RefSeq names its product zinc finger protein 665 (gene ZNF665). The record is from RefSeq and is a predicted model, not a curated record. Gene Ontology annotation, molecular function: RNA polymerase II cis-regulatory region sequence-specific DNA binding; DNA-binding transcription factor activity, RNA polymerase II-specific. Lineage: Eukaryota; Metazoa; Chordata; Mammalia; Primates; Cercopithecidae. Gene Ontology annotation, biological process: regulation of transcription by RNA polymerase II.
GUAAUCCACUGGCUUCGGACUCCCAAAGUGCUGGGAUUACAGACGUGAGCCAUGGUGCCUGGCCUAACCCUGUAAUCUUGUCUUGGUCUUUCCAGUGUCCAGCCCAUACCGUGAAGCUAUCUAGCGGCCUUCAGCCACCAGUUAGUCUCACUGACGUACAAAAAGAUACUUAUCACCUCACAGAUUUCAAGUGAGCUCUUUUCAGGAAAAGGGAUGAAGAUCAAAUCUGUAUGUACCAUGAUCACAGCCUGGAUGUGUCAGUCUGCUUACUUGAAUUGAACCUAUUCUUACAGCUCUCUCCUCUUCUCGUUUUAUGUGAAGAUUCAAAUUUGCCUCAUAGUCACUUGGUGAAAUGUGUUUUUCAUUUUAGGGACAGUUGACAUUCAAGGAUGUGGCCAUAGAAUUCUCUCAGGAGGAGUGGACAUGCCUGGACCCUGCUCAGAAGACUUUGUACAGGGACGUCAUGUUGGAGAACUACAGGAACCUGGUCUCACUGGAUAUCUCUUGUAAAUGUGUAAACAAGGAUCUGCCACCAAAGGGGAAGAAGAGUAUGGGAGAAGCAUUCCACAUGGUGAAGCUGGAGAGACUUGAAAGCUGUGAUGAAGCCCUGUCCUUCGAGGAAGUUCAGAAAAAUACAUAUGACUUUGAGUGGCAGUGGAAAGAUGAUGAAGGAAAUUACAAAAGAGUACUUAUGUUGCAAAAAGAAAAUCUCCCUGGUAGAAGAGAUCAACAUGAUAGAAGGGCUGCAGGAAACAAGCUUAUUGAAAAUCAGUUUGGAGUAAGUUUUCAGUCACAUCUGCCUGAACUGCAGCAAUUUCAAGGUGAAGGGAAAAUUUAUGAAUACAAUCAAGUUGAGAAGUCUCUUAAUAAUCGGGGAAAACAUUAUAAAUGUGAUGAAUGUGGCAAGGUCUUCAAUCAAAACUCACGGCUAACAAGUCAUAAGAGAAUUCAUACUGGAGAGAAGCCUUACCAGUGUAAUGAGUGUGGCAAAGCCUUUACUGUUCGUUCAAACCUAACUAUCCAUCAGGUAAUCCAUACUGGAGAAAAACCUUACAAAUGUCAUGAAUGUGGAAAGGUCUUCAGCCAACCUUCAAACCUUGCAGGUCAUCAGAGAAUUCAUACUGGAGAGAAACCUUACAAGUGUAAUGAGUGUGGCAAAGCCUUUAGAGCACAUUCAAAACUAACUACACAUCAGGUUAUCCAUACUGGAGAAAAACCUUACAAAUGUAAGGAAUGUGGCAAGUGCUUCACUCAAAAUUCACACCUUGCAAGUCAUCGAAGAAUUCAUACUGGAAAACCUUACAAGUGUAAUGAGUGUGGCAAAGCCUUUAGUGUUCGCUCAAGCCUAACUACCCAUCAGACAAUCCACACUGGAGAAAAACCUUACAAAUGUAAUGAGUGUGGCAAGGUCUUCAGGCACAAUUCAUACCUUGCAAAGCAUCGGCGAAUUCAUACUGGUGAGAAACCUUACAAGUGCAGUAAGUGUGGGAAAGCCUUCAGUAUGCAUUCAAACUUAACUAAGCAUCAGAUCAUCCAUACCGGAGAAAAACCUUUCAAAUGUAAUGAAUGCGUCAAGGUUUUCACUCAGUAUUCACACUUAGCAAAUCAUCAAAGAAUUCAUACUGGAGAGAAACCUUACAGGUGUGAUGAGUGCGGCAAAGCCUUUAGUGUGCGAUCAAGCCUAACUACCCAUCAGGCAAUUCAUACUGGAGAAAAGCCUUACAAAUGUAAUGACUGUGGUAAGGUCUUCACACAAAAUUCACACCUUGCAAGUCAUCAGGGAAUUCAUUCUGGAGCAAAACCUUACAAGUGUGGUGAAUGUGGUAAAGCCUUCAGUCAAACAUCACAACUUGCAAGGCACUGGAGAGUUCAUACUGGAGAAAAACCUUACAAGUGUAAUGAGUGUGGCAAAGCCUUUAGUGUUCAUUCAAGCCUAACUAUCCAUCAGACAAUACAUACUGGACAAAAACCGUACAAAUGUAAUGAUUGCGGCAAGGUCUUCAGGCACAGUUCAUACCUUGCAGUUCAUCAGAGAAUUCACACUGGUGAGAAACCUUACAAGUGUAAUGAGUGUGGCAAAGCAUUUAGUGUACAUUCAAACCUAACUACCCAUCAGGUCAUCCACACUGGAGAAAAACCUUACAAAUGUAACGAAUGUGGCAAGGUCUUCACUCAAAAUUCACAUCUUGCAAAUCAUAGAAGAAUUCACACUGGAGAAAAACCUUACAGGUGUAAUGAGUGUGGGAAAGCCUUUAGUGUUCGCUCAACCCUAACUACCCAUAUGGCAAUCCAUACUGGAGACAAACCUUACAAAUGUAACGAAUGUGGCAAAGUCUUCACUCAAAAUUCAAACCUUGCAAAACAUCGAAGAAUUCAUAGUGGAUAGAAACCUUACAAAGGAUGCCAGGAAUUCCUGGAUCCAAUCGCUGUGCCUCGUGAAUCCUCCACGAAGAUCCUAGCUCCCAGGCCGAGAUCCCCGAAUCCCAGAUCCCCGUUUCUGAGCUGCAGGAGACUCCCUAGCAGAAUUGGGUCCAACCCGCCGGCAAACAAUUUUAACAUAAACCGUUUUCAACUUGUCCUCACCCACGAGGUGGAUUCUCGCCGUGGGCACCUCCCAGCCUUGCCCUCGUCGGACCGUGGAGCGCAGCGCCGCAGCCCCAGUCCGGGGAAGGCCGCGUCCUCUGCCUUGUCCUGGGAUCCUGUAGACGCCACUCCUCUCCCUAAGGCACCGUCGCGCCCACCUCCCUCCUCCUCGUGCCGGGCCCUGCUGCUCCCCAGUCCUCGCCUUCGCAGUCACCGCUUCCCCUGA